UCCUACCUAAACAUUAACUCUCGUGCGUUUGUGCUUCCGUAUAUCAUAUAGACGGUCUCCAUCAUUUCCUUGGCCACCCGUCCGAGAGAACAUACAUCAAUAAUCGGACAGGAAACCCCCCUUCCACGAUGAAGGUCUACUCCCUCUCCCUUCUUUCCGUCACACCCACCACACCCCCUCAAGCCAAUGUCCUCGGCGCAUCUCAAGAUCUCAGUAGUUUCUCCUUUUACCAAAGAGGUAGCGUUGGAGAAUUCAUGACUUUUUUCACCAAAACUGUAGCAGAACGUACACCUGUCAAUCAACCUUCUUCAGUGGAAGAGAAUAACUAUAAAGCUCAUGUUUUCCGUAUGGCAGGUCGAGGACCAUCAAACUUGGGAUUGGCAGCGGUAAUGAUAACUGAUCUCGAAUAUCCUUAUCGACCCGCAUUUUCUCUCUUGACUAAAUUACUGGACGAAAACGUUCCUCUGAUGAUGCAACUACCAGCAUCAUCAGCCGCUCCUUCUUUCGGCUCCGCAUCCGCCAACGCCUUUGGUGGGAAUCCUUCUCAAGCAGCAGCCGGUGGUCUACCUCCUGCUCAAAAGGGAAAAUUGGAAGCUACACUCAUUGGAUAUCUUUCUAGAUAUCAAGAUCCAAAACAGGCGGAUGCUAUUAUGAGGGUGCAACAGGAACUUGACGAGACGAAAAUUGUUUUGCAUAAGACGAUCGAUUCAGUUUUGGAAAGAGGAGAAAAGUUGGAUAAUCUGGUCGAACGUUCUAAUGCUUUAUCAGCUCAAAGCAAGUUGUUUUAUAAGACUGCAAAGAAGCAAAACUCUUGCUGCGUCAUCAUGUGAAAGAGAGGGGUGAAUGGGAUACGAGAGAAGGAAAAGUUAGAUAUGAUGCCUGUAGCUGGACUGGAGGUCUUUCAGUCUCAGUAAUUGUACUUUUACAUGCACUAUGCGUGCGAUACUUUUCUGUUGCAUCUAUCCA
Tremella mesenterica DSM 1558 is the source of this 966-nucleotide messenger RNA. RefSeq lists its product as uncharacterized. Gene Ontology annotation, biological process: endoplasmic reticulum to Golgi vesicle-mediated transport. Gene Ontology annotation, molecular function: SNAP receptor activity. Gene Ontology annotation, cellular component: Golgi apparatus; membrane. Lineage: Eukaryota; Fungi; Basidiomycota; Tremellomycetes; Tremellales; Tremellaceae. The transcript is spliced from 5 exons. The record is from RefSeq and is a predicted model, not a curated record. Bases 129 to 830 code for a protein of 233 amino acids.